This is a messenger RNA of Colletotrichum gloeosporioides, 5670 nucleotides long. RefSeq names its product 3-methylorcinaldehyde synthase. Lineage: Eukaryota; Fungi; Ascomycota; Sordariomycetes; Glomerellales; Glomerellaceae. Gene Ontology annotation, cellular component: nucleus. The coding region runs from base 1 to 5670 and encodes 1889 amino acids. Gene Ontology annotation, molecular function: sequence-specific DNA binding; DNA-binding transcription factor activity, RNA polymerase II-specific; zinc ion binding. The record is from RefSeq and is a predicted model, not a curated record. Gene Ontology annotation, biological process: DNA-templated transcription; positive regulation of transcription by RNA polymerase II. The transcript is spliced from 7 exons.
AUGGACCUGGACUCUGACGAAGGCUCCGGUGUCGGCAUCGGCAUCGGGAGCACUGGCAACAUCGGCAAUGCCAACAGCAGCAUCAACGUUGCCGCCAGCAGCAGCAGCACCAUGAAUGGCGGGAAUCGCCGCCAUUCCCACUCACACCAUCACCAGCAUGUCCUGGAUAACCACGGCCACGGCCAACGACACCACAGCACCAGCUCCAUCAACGGCAACGGAACCAUCAACGGAUCAAGCAUCACCACCACUAACACCAAUGCCAACGGGAACACCCAGCAACUGGCUUCUCCGCCCCUGACACACCCGUCCAACACGACGCCCCUGCCCGAGAGCGGCAGACGCCGCCGCCACCGCGACAAGGAGCGCGUCCGCGUCACCCGGGCCUGCGACAGGUGCAAGAAGCGCAAGAUCCGCUGCACGGGGAUCCAGCCGUGCGAGUUGUGCAUCCGCACCGAGUCCCACUGCACGUACAACGCGUCUUAUGCACGCGGGCGCCAGCCGCCCGUGGCCACUCGGGAGGAUGUCGCCCGAAUGGACCUCGACGGCCUCGACGUCUCCGUGCCGCCGAGCGCGGGAACGCAUGGAAACAGCUCGAACAGCAGCAAUUCCGCUGGUGGUGCCAUCUCCGGAUCAUCUGGUGCGGCUGGCGAAGAUGCCCUGAUGGCAUCCAUCGUCGUCGACGUCGGAGAGCCUGAUGUUGACCAUGAGCAUGACCAGCACCAAGAGGAAAGCAUCAUGAACGGAUCGAAUCUUGUCAUCGGCAGCGUCGGCCCGGGGACUGCCGAGCCUCCCUCGCGGGCGUCUCCUGAACCUACGCAGACAGACCUCCAGGGCCACUAUGUCGGCCCCUCGUCGGGUGUAUCAUUCUUACUGAGGGUUCAGAAGAGGUUACACCAGGCCGUCUCCUUCUCACAAGCCUCAUCCAUCUUCACUUUUGGCGAUGCUCCCCUGCCUGACUUUGACCCCAGCGGCGCCUUCUGCGUCCUGCUAUCCAAGGAUGAGGCGACAACGCUGCUCAAGAGAUACUUUGACUUUGCCGUGCCAACGCACCGUUUCCUCCAUCGCCCCACCGUCGAAGGCUGGCUCGAAGAGUUCUAUGCCACCAAUGGCGCGAUGAAAAGCCAGGAGGACGCUCCCGCGCGGAGAGCCGUCCUAUUUAUGGUGUUUGCUCAGGCGCAGGAGUACAUGGUCACCACCCAGACCCGUGAAAACGCGGACGUCAGCGCUCGAUACUUCUUGGCUGCAGAUCACCAGCUCUCCAAAGAGCGCGGUGCCGUCCGCCUAGCCAGCGUACAGGCUCGCUUAUGCCAGUGCUUCUGGCUACUAUCACAAUCACGCAUCAACCACUGCUGGAGUCUCUUCGGCACCGUCGGGCACCUGGCUCUCGCCAUCGGCCUCAACAGGAACCGUCACGCCGACCCGGCGGGGGCGUACAACUACAUCGAGCUCGAGUGUCGACGGCGCACGUUCUGGUGCGCGUACAGCCUCGACAACUACCUUAGCGCCGCGCUGGGCCGGCCCAGGACGUUCCACGAUGAAGACAUCGACCAGGAACUCCCGUCGUGCUCGGAGGACGGCGAUCUGCAUGCGGACCACAUAACACCCCGCAUGGGACGCGGGCAGUCGCUCAUGCUGGCGCCCGUGGCUCACGUCAAGCUUUCACGAAUAGUGAGCAUGAUCUUACGAGAUCUGUACUCCAUCCGCCCCUCCUCAUUCUCCAACCGCUGUGCCUUGGCAGCAAAGUACUCGCAGAACCUGAAGCAAUGGCGUGCCGAGCUCUCGCAGUUCCUGGAUGAUGGCAUCAACAUGGCCCUGCUCAUCCCAAUAUUCCAACGGCAGAGAAACGUCUUGAAUCUAGCCUACUGGCACGCCAUGAUACUAACCCAUCGGCCGUUCCUCCUCAGCAACUUUGCGAGGUUACAACGGAACGGCAAGAGCCGUCGUCGAAGUGUGCCGCAUAAGGACCAAGCCGGCGACAGCGUCCAGGCAUGCUUAGACGCGGCUAUGCACGUGGUAGAUACAGUGAACGACCUGAUCCAGGCAGGCCAGCUGUUCCGUGCAUUCUGGUUCACAUCUUACUUCGCCUUCUCCGCCGUCGUCGUUCUCUACGUCUACACAAUACAGCAGAGAACGGCGCCCGCAGAGACGUGGCAAUCUUACUUCGCAGCCGCGACGCGCUGCCAGACGCAGCUCGCCACGCUGGCUGACAACGAGUCUCAGCUGGCCGCGCGGUACUGCCUGGUGCUGGAGGAGCUGCGGACGGAGGCUCUGAGGCAGACGGAACGCCUCCACAUCCCUUCAGUCCAUGAUAACUCAAAUGGUGGCGGGUCUCUGGCAGCUCGUGCGGCAGAAGACGUCCACAACCAGCAGCCGGAUCACCUGGCAGGAAUCAACUUCUCAGACGUCGCUCACACCGAGGACUUUGUGGGGUUCGAUGCCAGUCCCAGUAGUUCUCUAGCUGACAUGACCAGCUGGGCCAUGGCGAUUCACACGGAAGGCGUGGCGGCGAGGUCACUCCUCACUUCUGAGAAGCCGACGGUCGAGAUCGUCGAGACUGUCAAGCCCGUCGAGCAGCCCAGGACUGUCACAGACUUGCUUUUGAGAAGGGUAGAAGAGGCACCAGAUGUCGAUGUUCUGGCAUACCCGGCAACGGCUCGUGGAAGAGAUGAUUAUGUCAACUACACCGCCAAGGACCUGGAUCGGUUCGCCGAUGAAGCCGCCCGCAAGUAUGCCCAAGCCGGGCUUCUGCCAGAGAACCCAAACUCAGCCCAAGCAGAGGUUAUCGCGCUUCUUGCCAACUCAGACAUCAACUAUGUAGUCACCAUGUUUGCCCUGUCAAGGAUGGGCUUUGCGGUGCUCUACCUCUCAACGCGUCUUUCCCCAGAGGCCUACGUCAACCUCCUUAAGAAGACAAACUGCAACCGCAUCGUCAUCUCAGACCGCUACAGCAGCAUAGCCUCCGAAAUCACCGAGCAGUACCCCAUCUCAUCGUUCAGCAUCCUCGACACGGUCGACUACGACCUGCCCACGCCCUCGGGCGAGCGCUUCCCCAUCUUCUCACACCCCAACGCCUCCCAGCGCAUCUCCUUCAUCGUGCACUCAUCCGGUUCAACGGGACUUCCUAAGCCCAUCUUCCAGACCCACGCUGCCUGCGUCUCCAACUACUCGAGCGGCAUCCCUUACCGCGCGUUCCUGACGCUGCCGCUGUUCCACAACCACGGCAUCUCAACUCUCUUCCGCGCCAUCGUUGCGGGACACAGGAUCGCCAUCUACAACGCCAACCUGCCGCUUUCCGGGACCACGUUGGUGAAGGCCAUGGCCGCGACGGAGCCGGGAAGUUUGCAUUGUGUGCCGUACGCAUUGAAGCUGCUCGCAGAGACCGAGGGCGGUAUUGAGGCGCUGAAGAAGCUCAAGCUGGUGCUGUAUGGCGGCAGCAGUUGUCCCGACGACUUGGGUGACCGUCUCGUUGAGGAGGGCGUGUAUCUUGUCGGACACUACGGCGCCACCGAGAUGGGCCAGCUCAUGACCUCCUUCCGUGAGCCGGGAGACAAGUACUGGAACUACAUGCGCCCCCUCGCCUCGGCCAAGCCCUGGCUGCGCAUGAUCCCCAUCGCAGGUGACGUCUACGAGUGCGUCGUUCUCGAUGGCCUCCCGUCAAAGGUCAUGUCUAACUCGGACGACCCGGCUCCAAACUCAUAUCGCACCCGCGACACCUUCGUCCCGCAUCCCACCAUCCCCGACGCCUGGCGCUACCUCGGCCGUCUCGAUGACCGUGUCACCCUCGUCAACGGCGAGAAGGUCCUCCCCAUCCCCUACGAGAACCACAUCCGCGAGCACGAGCUCGUCCAGGAGGUCGUCGUCUUCGGCGUCGGCAAGUCCAUCCCCGGCCUAAUCAUCAUCCCCAGCGAGAACGCCAAGGACCUGUCCAAGGAGGAGAUCCUCAAGACCCUCAGCCCGGUCAUCGAGCAGGCCAACGCGCGCGCCGAGGCGUUCGGCCGCGUCUCCCCGGAGAUGAUCGAGGUCGUCGACAUCGGCACGGAGUACCCCCGCACCGACAAGGGCACCGUCAUCCGCGCCGCCUUCUACAAGCAGUUCGCCGAGCUCAUCGAAGACGUCUACCGCCGCUUCGAGGCCCCCACGGAUGACGUCGCCGGCGGCGAGCUCGUCACCCUCGACCUGCCCCAGCUGGAGGACCACCUUCUCGACCUCUUCCGCAGCAAGCUCGGCUUCGAGGCUCUGCAGAAGGAGACCGACUUCUUUGAGGCCGGCGUCGACAGCCUUCAAGCCAGCACCGCCCGCGGCCACAUCCAGCGCGGCGUCAACCUCGGCGGCAAGACCCUCGGCCAGAACGUCGUCUUCGAGUUCCCCAACGUCGUCGCCCUCGCCAAACAUGUCCACUCCCUCCGCACCGGCGAGGCCGCAGAGGCCGAGGACGAGAUCGACGUAAUGAGAAAGCUCAUUGCCAAGUACUCCGACUUCAGCGAGCGCAAGCCCGGCACCGUCACCCCAGACGGCGAGACCGUCGUCCUGACCGGCGCCACCGGCUCUCUCGGUGCGCACCUCCUCGCCCAGGUCGUGCGCCAGCCCUACGUCAAGACCGUCUACUGCCUCGCCCGCGCCUCCUCCCCGUCCGAAGCUGAAUCCCGCGUGCUCGCUUCCCUCACCCCCAAGGGCCUCGUGCUCACCGACGCCGAAAAGGCCAAGGUGAGGUACCUCCCCACGAAUCUGGGCCAAGCCGACCUCGGCCUCACCCCCGAGGCGGCCGCUGAGCUACGCAUGACGCUCACGACAGUCAUCCACUCAGCCUGGGCCGUCAACUUCAACCUCGGCGUCGCGAGCUUCGAGGCGCAGCACAUCCGCGGCGUGCACAACCUGCUCAACUUCUGCCUCGGCACCGAGACGGUCAACCCUGCGCGGUUCUACUUCUGCUCGUCCAUCUCGGCGGCCGCGGGCACACCUAUUCCGGCGCGCGUGAAGGAAACGUACGUGGAGAACCUGGAGCAUGCUCAGAACAUGGGCUAUGCGCGGUCCAAGGUUGUGACGGAGCAUGUUGUGAAGGCGGCGGCGACGAAGACGGGCAUGACGGCGCGUGUGCUGCGCCUGGGGCAGAUUGUGGGCGAUUCAGAGGGUGGUGUGUGGAACCAGACGGAGGCGAUUCCGUUGAUGAUCCGCAGCGCCAAGGUGAUUAAGGCACUGCCUGCUCUUGACGAGACCCCGUCGUGGAUGCCCGCCGACAAAAUGGCCCUCGCGGUCCUCCAACUCGCCAACCUCACCGGCACGCGCUGCUCCUCCUGCGGCGCUGCCCCCGCCUCCCCCGACGACGCGGACCUCAGCCUCGUCUACCAGGUCCAGAACCCGACGCUCUUCCACUGGACCUUCGACUUCCUGCGCGCCCUCCGCGCCGCCGGCCUCGAGUUCCAGAUCGUCUCGCAGCGUGAGUGGGUGCGUCGCCUGCGCGAUUCGGACCCAGACCCGGAGCGGAACCCGACGUACAAGCUUCUGCGCUUCUUCGAGGAGAAGUAUGACAACGACAGGCCUGGCCGUGAAGGGCUGGUGUUUGAGACGCAGCGGACGGGAGAGAGGAGUCCUGCUGUUGGAGAGGGAUGGGAUGUUGUGGGGAGCGGGCUUGUUGAGAAGAUGGUUAGGUGGAUGGAGACGCAGUGGUAG